AUGUUAAGAGACACAAUUAAUAAAGAAUCUGAACUCAAUCAAGAUUUAAAGAAAAAUGUGCUUAAUGGCCUUCGAGAGGAAAAACUACUACCAAAAAAUUUAAACGCUAUUGUUGUGAAAAAUAUACUGUCAACCAUAAUUUCAUUUGCUCAAUUUGUAAUAAGUCAGAAUGUCAUCAGAGUUAAAUACCGAGGAAGAAAAGAGCGUCAAGCUUGGUUUAAGAAACAAGUAUAG
Messenger RNA from Entrophospora sp. SA101, 234 nucleotides. The record is from the annotation of a GenBank genome assembly. Lineage: Eukaryota; Fungi; Glomeromycota; Glomeromycetes; Entrophosporales; Entrophosporaceae.